Messenger RNA from Entelurus aequoreus (snake pipefish), 1473 nucleotides. Its product is annotated as lipoma-preferred partner homolog. Lineage: Eukaryota; Metazoa; Chordata; Actinopteri; Syngnathiformes; Syngnathidae. The record is from RefSeq and is a predicted model, not a curated record. Gene Ontology annotation, biological process: cell-cell adhesion. Gene Ontology annotation, cellular component: focal adhesion; stress fiber. The transcript has 8 exons. Bases 271 to 1464 code for a protein of 397 amino acids.
UACCCUCUUCCUCCGCCGCCCGCAGAAGACACCAGCCGCCUCCCGUCCUCCUUCCCUCCUCCCCCGCCCGCCAACUCCUACGAUUACCAGGUGGGAGGAGCCGGGAAGACGCUGGAGGAGCGACGCUCUAGUCUGGACGCUGAGAUCGAUUCUCUGACCAGCAUCCUGGCAGACCUGGAGAGCAGCUCACCUUACAAGCCUCGACCCGCCCAGACCACUGGACCCUCCACCGUGUCCACCCCCAGCGCCCCGGUGACGGGCUACAGGCGCAUGGUCAUACCCACCCAGCCGCCUCUCACCGCCACCAAGAAGUCCACGCCCAAACCUCAGGCGCUGGGCAGCGGCGGCGGCUCGUACACGCUCCCGGCCAAGCUCCAUCAUCAAAGCCCGGCGGCGUCUCAGCCGGUGGCCGCCUCCUACGCCACCGCCUCCACGCCCAGCCAGCCCACCUUCAACGUCCAGGUGCGGUCGGCCCAGCCCAGCCCGCAGCACCAGGCGCCCGGUGGGCAGAACCUCGGCCAGCAGCAGCAGCAGCCGCCGCGUGGCCCCGCCCAGGUGCAGUACGCCCAGCCCAAAGGACCCGACUUCGCCUACGGGCCGCCUCAGCCCGGCUUCUCCCCGCCGACUCAGGGCGGCUACCAGGAGCAGCACCAGCAGGGCCUCAGGAGGGCCGACCCCUACCAGGCGGCAGGACCCAAGAAGACCUACAUCACGGACGAGCCGCAGAACCUGACCCCGUACAUGUCUGGACCUGUGGUCCCACCAAAGAGCGCCGUCCCCGUGGCCCACCCCGAGGACGAGCUGGAGCGCCUGACCAAAAAGAUGCUCUUUGACAUGGACAACCCUCCGUCAGAGGAAUACUUUGGGCGCUGUGCCAGCUGCGGGGAGAACGUGGUGGGCGAGGGCACGGGCUGCACGGCCAUGGAGCAGGUGUUCCACGUGGACUGCUUCGUGUGCAUGACCUGCAGCAGCAAGCUGCGCGGCCGGCCCUUCUACGCCGUGGAGAAGAAGGCCUACUGCGAGCCAUGUUACGUGAACACCUUGGAGACGUGCACCAUCUGCAUCAAGCCCAUCAUGGAGCGCAUCCUGCGGGCCACGGGCAAGGCGUACCACCCUCACUGCUUCACCUGCGUGGUGUGCCACCGCAGCCUGGAUGGCGUCCCUUUCACCGUGGACGCCUCCAACCACAUCCACUGCAUCCACGACUUCCACAAGAAGUUUGCUCCUCGCUGCUGCGUGUGUUCAGAGCCCAUCAUGCCAGCUCCCGGCCAGGAGGAAACUGUUCGUAUCGUGGCUCUGGACCGUGACUUCCACGUGCACUGUUACCGCUGUGAGGACUGCGGCUCCCUGCUGUCAGAGGGCGACAACCAGGGCUGUUACCCUCUGGACGGCCACGUGUUGUGCAAGAAGUGCAACUCGGAUCGUAUCCAAGCUCUGACCGCCAAGACCACCACUGACCUCUGAACGACUCCG